Molecule: messenger RNA, 3618 nt
Organism: Harpegnathos saltator (Jerdon's jumping ant)
Lineage: Eukaryota; Metazoa; Arthropoda; Insecta; Hymenoptera; Formicidae
Product: facilitated trehalose transporter Tret1
Exons: 6
Coding region: 909-2489 (526 amino acids)
Biological process (GO): transmembrane transport
Cellular component (GO): membrane
Molecular function (GO): transmembrane transporter activity
Source: RefSeq, a predicted model, not a curated record
CGCCUGCAACCUCCGGUCAGCAUCGGUGAAGGUGUCCGUAGGAGGGAGUCAAAAUCGAAAGUGUAGCUUGCUCGCGGCUUUCGCGCCGCGCGCCGUUUAGUUCAUCGCGGUGCCCCGAUCUAAUGUACCGACGACCAGCACCUGUCGAACUGCUCAACCCGGGGCUUCCCGCCAUUUCGGAAUUUCAAGCACGCUAACUUUUCCCGAACUCUUCCCGAUCCCCGCCCGCUGCCUUCGUACCCGCGUCCAGACGAUCGGUCGCGCGCGCGCGCGCGCGUGCGGCUGAUGUGACAGAAACUCGAGACUUUUGGAUGCUGCGAGGAAAAGGAUCGGCGAAGGACAGGUCGUGGAAGGCGCAGCCACGUGGCCGGUGAACGAAAAGGAAAAAGAGCGGCAGCGUGGCAAAAUCGUCGGAAAGUUCCUUCGGGUUAUCUCGCGAGGUGGAGAGAAAGUAUGCGGGCGACGCAGAGACCGCACAUCCGGCCGCAAGACCCGGCAAAGUGAAAGCAGCACCAAAAGUACCGACGUGAUCGGAGCAAGUUCGCGGCCCGUCAAUCUGUUUUUACGAGGAGGAUUUUAUUACGCGGGUAAUCUCUCUGCUCGCGUAAUAAUCUCGUCUUCGAGAUUCGACGAUUCUGCUGAUCUUGCGCUACGCGAAGAUCUCCGCCGCCCAUAAAAUCUCCGUCGUUCCUUCCCAGAACAAUAAAGUGGAACAAUAAAGCGGCGAAGGUGAACCCGAGGAAAGAGACACGAGUUGCGAAACUGGGCGGGUGACUGGCGCAAGUGAUAAAAAUUAUUGUAUAACUAUAACGGGAAAGCGUUCACAGCGUUACGUGGAAUGUAAGGACGCUUUGCGGUGUGGCUCUCGUGUCCGACCGGAGGAAUCGAAUUUCGCUGCUCCAGCCAAAAUGCCAAACUUGGAACGCGUAGAGAACGGAAAGAGGAGCGACGAUAAGCCGCCGGUGGCGGUCGACGAAGUGCACGUCACGAAACUUCGGCAAGCUUUACCGCAAUGUUGCGCGGUCAGCGCCAAAAACAUACUCCUGGUCGCGUUCGGUUCUACCUUGGGAUUUUCGACCAUUCUCAUCCCGGCGUUACAGAGGGAGGAUACGGACAUCAAGGUCACUAUAGAGGAGCUCACGUGGAUCAGCAGUCUAAACUUAUUUCUCGUGCCGAUCGGCUGUCUGAUGAGCGGACCGCUCUCGCAAUACCUCGGCAGGAAGUGCACGAUGAUGCUGGCGAACAUCCCGUUCGUGAUAGCCUGGCUGAUGUUUUAUUACGCCGGCAAUUCGGCGAUGUUGUUCGCAGCGCUCGCGUUGACGGGACUGACCGGCGGUCUUCUGGAAGCGCCGGUCUUGACUUACGUCGCCGAGGUGACGCAGCCUCACUUGCGCGGUAUGCUGUCCGCGACCUCGUCGUUGUCCGUCAUACUGGGCGUCUUCACGCAGAUGUUGAGCGGUAGUCUGGCCCACUGGAGGACAGUGGCAUUGGUCAACCUGGCUUACCCGAUUCUCUCCUUCCUCUCGUUAUGCCUGAUGCCCGAGAGCCCGUAUUGGCUUGCUGUUAAGGGUCGUCUUAAGGAAUCAGAGCGGGCUCUCUGCUGGCUACGAGGCUGGGUAGGCCCGAGCCAGGUGAGAGACGAGUUCCAGACGCUCUGCAAGGCGGUCCAGAAGCCAGCCGGGGUCGGCACCGUCGAUCCCGACGGGAAGGAGAGAGAGAAGGAGAAGGCUUGGCGAUCGUACACCAAGCGAACGUUCUACCUGCCUUUCAUCCUAGUGAGCGCGGCUUUCUUCAUAAGCGCCUUCGGCGGUACCGUGACCUUGCAGACUUUCGCCGUUGUGAUAUUCGUCAAGCUGAAGGCGCCGAUCGACAAGUACACAGCCACGGUGUUCCUGGGCGUCGCGCAACUAAUCGGCGUCCUGAUCUGCGUGUUGACGAUUCACUUCACAGGCAGACGCAUGAUGUCUUUCCUGUCGGUCGGCGGCACCGGCUUGUGCUUCCUCCUCGCCGCCAUCUACGGCUUCCUCAACGACGCGGACUACCUGGACGGGGUGAAGUACACCUGGAUACCGACCACUCUCAUGAUAGGCGCCGCUUUCAUGGCGAACGUCGGUAUCAAGUUGCUGCCGUGGGUUCUCAUCGGCGAGGUGUUCCCCGUGAAGGUACGCAGCGGCGCGACCGGCGCGGCCGGCUCGACCGGCUACGUCUUCUCAUCAGUCGCGAAUAAAACCUUCCUCUACAUGAUGAACGGAAUGUCGCUGGCCGGCACGUUCUUCUUUUACUUCUUGAUCAACCUGAUCGGCGGCUGUUUGCUAUUCGCCAUAUUACCCGAGACCGAGGGUAGGACUUUGAUAGAAAUCGAGGAGCAUUACGCCGGCAUACAGAACCUGAAGGACAAGCCCAGGCAAGAGCAACACGUCUUCAAGGAACAAUGGGCAGCCGCGAAUCCGGCGGUCGUUUACGACGAAAGUAGCGAGAGCAAAUUAUAAUAGAUAAUAAUUGGCAGUCGUCGGCUUAUCGAUCGCAACACCUCGAUGACGUCAACAUAUAACAGUGCGUGUGUGUGUGUAAAAAUUGUUAUUAGUGAGAGAUAAGAAGUUAUUUUGAGAUGCGAAUCAUUUGACCGAUAGGAAGAAAAAUGAAGAAAACGUGCGUUGACGGAGACAGUCGUAUAGUCGAACGCGCGUAUCGAAGAAGUUAAAAAUACUGUGAAACUGCGUAUAAUUGGAGCUAUAUUACCUCGUUUCUUCACAAGAAAACAAUGUUAAUAGAGUCUAGCCUGAAAGGCUGUCUUUUUAUAGUCGGUUGCGAUCAAAUCACGUAAUAAGUGCGCGGUAAAACGCAAACGUUGCACUCUGCUAUCGGUUGCGAACAGGAAUAAUCGCGCAAACAAGCCGGAGGGAGGUGCAACAUGCUGUGAGAAAAUAUGAGCACAGACGAGGGGGGGAGGGGGGGGGGCGGGAAGGAUCGAAUGUAGAGAUUGAGUGAUCGGGAAAUAGCAGCAGCGGCCGAGCAAACUCAAACGACUUUAACGAUCCCGAGGUGAAGUUUCCAGGAAGGAGCCAAGGAGCGAAUCACACAUCGAGAUCGUACGUCGCGAGUUACUUAUUAGUUCGCGUUACUUCGCGAAGAAGAACGCGCAGCCCGCGCUGCAAGGAGAUCUUAGUGUCGCGUCGUUAACAUCGGAGACGUCGACUUAUCGAUCCCGGGCCCGUUCCUGCGCUAUCGCUUAUAGAAGCUUUCAUAUUUCACGAGGACUUUCACAUUCACAGUCGCGCGAUUAGGUACGUUUACGUCGGUUUCAAUAAAUACACGAGGCCACGGUCGUUAAGUGAAGUUAAGGCCUAACUAUAUACCGACGGACGCAGUCGCGUGCUAUUUUCGUGCGACGUGGAUUGUUGGUGCUAAAUGUACAAAGGACGUGUUUCGGACUAGAGCGCGUCAGGUGGUUUCAUUCUCGUUCUCGGCAUCUCGUUUGAAUAUCAUUCACGACGGGGUGUCUUACUCGUUCAUCAUCCGAUGAGGUCGGCGAUAAUCCUCGACAAAUAAAAACGCUGUAUAUAGUAGAUUUCACGUAUUUUUGUAAACUACGUUGAAUAAAGUGCCCGUUGUAUAGUA